GUAUCCAGCCUGCAUGGACAGGGCAACAUUCGCCUGUUCCACUGCCUUUUUUCGUGACUACAGCAGUUCAUCUCAGGGUGCGUUCUGCCUCCCCGGAGGACACGUUGACUUUAUUGAAAAAGUAGAAUCGUUCACUUAUUCAGACUUUUUCCGGGAUUAUUUGAUUCCCAACCAUCCCUGUAUUUUCUCAGCUAAAUUCACGGAAGACUGGGGCAGCAGGAGAAAUUGGGUUACUUGGGAUGGAAAGCCUAACUUUGAUCAUUUGCUGCAGAAGUUUGGAGAGGCUGUAGUACCUGUUGCCAACUGUGAUGUCAAGGAGUACAAUUCUAACCCAAAGGAGCAGCUCCCCUUCAAGGAGUAUAUAAAGUACUGGAAAGAGUACAUUAAAAAUGACUACCGUUCAUCCCGAGGGUGCCUUUAUCUAAAGGACUGGCACCUGAGCAGAGCUUUCCCCGAGCAAGAUGUUUAUACAACCCCUGUGUAUUUCUCAUCUGACUGGCUGAAUGAAUACUGGGAUGCUAUAGCUGUGGAUGAUUACCGGUUUGUCUACAUGGGACCUAAAGGUUCAUGGACUCCAUUCCAUGCUGAUGUCUUCCGUUCCUAUAGCUGGUCAGCCAAUAUAUGUGGGAGAAAGAAAUGGCUGUUGUACCCUGCGGGACAGGAGGAGUACCUGAAAGACCGCCAUGGCAACUUGCCCUUCGACGUGACUGCACCUAGUCUUCAGGACAGGAGCGUUUACCCUCGCUACAACCAAAGUCAACCCCCUGUUGAAAUUGUGCAGGAAGCAGGGGAGAUAGUCUUCAUCCCUAGCGGAUGGCAUCAUCAAGUUUACAAUCUGGAGGAUACCAUUUCCAUUAACCACAACUGGGUGAAUGGCUGCAAUGUGGCUAUAAUGUGGUGCUUCCUACAGGAUGAAUUAGCAGCUGUCCAGCGGGAAAUCAAUGAGUGGAAAGACCCUAUGGAUGAUUGGCACCUACAAUGCCAGUUGAUCAUGAAGUCUUGCACGGGUAUAGACUACAAGGAGUUCUACAACUUCCUCAAAGUCAUUGCCGAGAACAGGAUUUCUGUCUUGGAAAACGGCCUCGAUGACGAAGCUUCAGCAAAGAACACUCCCAAAGCUGCCAUUUCCACCUUAGGCAUGCUCCAUGCAGUGUUUGAUUUAAAGAGGACUGUGAAGGUGUUAACAUCUUUGAGUGCUAAUGAAGAUUUCAAGAAACUAGACCUGACGUCACUUUCUCCACCUCCGGAGGCAUUGCUCCACCACUUGAAAGCAGCAAUAGAUACAGCACUACUCUAACUUCCUAUUUAUUCAGUUCUUUGUAAAAUGAAACUUUUGCAAAAUGGGUGUUUGUAGAAGACUGACUCCUCCCUAAUAGCCGUUGC
This is a messenger RNA of Cariama cristata (Red-legged seriema), 1383 nucleotides long. RefSeq names its product jumonji domain containing 4 (gene JMJD4). The transcript has 6 exons. Gene Ontology annotation, cellular component: cytoplasm; nucleus. The record is from RefSeq and is a predicted model, not a curated record. Lineage: Eukaryota; Metazoa; Chordata; Aves; Cariamiformes; Cariamidae. Gene Ontology annotation, molecular function: sequence-specific DNA binding; histone H4R3 demethylase activity. Gene Ontology annotation, biological process: protein hydroxylation; positive regulation of translational termination; negative regulation of gene expression. Bases 14 to 1297 code for a protein of 427 amino acids.